AUGCCUACUCAUCGAGAUCGCAAGAACCCCAGCUCUGGCACCAAGGUCAAUCUGGGUCGAGAUGCUCCGGUCAAUCUCGAAGCAGCUGGGUUAGCUGCAUCGGGAUCACUCGCCGCAGAAUCAAUCCAAAAGGGCGGCGAAUUUGCGCAGAACCGCACCGCCCAGCCCGAGGCCAUGUCAGGUUCUAACCUGGAAAGCCAGUCCGGAUCUGCGGGCGAAGCGCCGAGAAACGUGACAAAGCAUCAUGGCAAGGGUACAAAGGGAUCACAGGGGAAAGCAAUGAAAGAAGGUGUUGGUGAGGAGUCUGGAAAGUGGGAGGAUGGGCUCGAGAGGGCUCUGAGGUCGGAGCCGGGGAGUGAGGACGACCCAAGCAGAUUGGCGGAAGCGCAGAUGAUGCAAAGGCAGAGUUUGGGGGCUCUGGGGGCUAAGCCGAGGCAGAGCGGUUUGAAGGGGGAGACCAUGUACGAUGCGUUGGACAACGAGGUUUCUUUAUGGCUUCGUCAUUUUUUCGAUCGAUUUCAUUCCAGGAUAUUCACGUUUCGGGAGAAUCAUCAUUCUGAAGACGGGCAUCAUCACAUCAAGGCGUAUAGUCGUCAUCGCGAAGACAUGCCCGUCAUUCCGGAGGAGAAGUCAUCGCUACGACCGCCACGGCCAUCGGAGGUUGAUUCAGAGAGACAUGGCAGCACAGAUGACUCGAAACAAAGAGAAGGCCGGAGAGAUGCAGCCAGAAACACAGAUGUACCGUCUGAGCAGGAUAUUAAUGACGAGGAGAUGGAGCACCAGCGAUAUGGAGAGGCGCAACCGCAGCUUGUGCCCACCGACAUGAUCGAGACGAUGAUCUCAGCACAGGGGCGGAAGAAGGACAGCCUCAGCGACGCGUGAGACGCCAUACACACGAAGUUUUAAUCCCGACAUCACCGAGACUGAAUUAUGGGAGAAACCAGCAGAAGUAUUACUGCGGAGGACAUGUUUAGAAGAAUUGAUACCAAGAUAGUAAUGUUGAUAUUGCCAUUGCCAGAUUUGGCAGAACCGGUAUAGGGUAGCUUGGGUAGGACAGGAAAACUCAGAUGUGGUGACGACCCACUAAGGCGAGGGUGACGUCAAGCUGCUUCAAGGUUUUUCUAGCAUGUGCGAACAAGAGACUGU
Molecule: messenger RNA, 1146 nt
Organism: Trichoderma virens Gv29-8
Lineage: Eukaryota; Fungi; Ascomycota; Sordariomycetes; Hypocreales; Hypocreaceae
Exons: 3
Coding region: 1-882 (293 amino acids)
Source: RefSeq, a predicted model, not a curated record